UUGCGUAGAUCUUGUAGUUUUUUUUCGAAUCAAUCCAAAGUCUCGACUAUAAGCUUUCCAGCUAGUCAUUUGUCACCUCGUGAGCCUAUCGAUGAAGCCGUUGAACGGUUCAAUAAUACAAGUUUGUCGGAUCGUGCCAGUCAGUUUAGCUAUCGAUCUACAGGGUCAAAUCAAGGAAUGUACCAGUCGUAUCCGCAGAUUGUACCGUAUCCAGUCAGUGAGGAGGUCAUUUAUCCAUCUUAUCAUCAGCAAAUGUACAUGCAGCCCACACCAAUGUUAGCCCCAGCAUCGGUUGAAAUUUACCCUCCGCAACCUACCAUCGUUAUGCCACUGCAACAAAAUCCACAGGUUCAACAACAAGUUCCGCUGAUGCAGUGUCAGCCACAGGAA
This is a messenger RNA of Strongylus vulgaris, 390 nucleotides long. Lineage: Eukaryota; Metazoa; Nematoda; Chromadorea; Rhabditida; Strongylidae. The record is from the annotation of a GenBank genome assembly.